AUGGCCGAGCCAGUUGCCAAGAAGGCGAAGGUUGCCGAGGCGCAGGACUUCAUCAAGGGGUGGCCGUCCCCGGACCUGCUGACGCAGCCGGAGCUCAAGGAUGCGCUGACCAGCAGCUUUAAGUCCUUCAUCGGCAACACCCAGAUGUUCCUCAACUACGGUGAUGCCCAGAAUGGCGCCUAUAUGCUUGGUACGCCAGUCUUCCGGAAAACGCUGGCUGAGUUCUUGUCCAAGCAGUAUGGCAAAACCGUCGAUUGGAAUUGCAUCAUGAGCACGGGUGGCUCGUCCAUGGGCACGGACAUCUCCAUUCGGAUCCAUUCGGCAGCGGGGGACUACGCUGUGUCCGAAGCGCCUACUUAUUAUCUGGCCCACGAAAUGAUGAGGAACCGGGGCCUCAAUCUCUUGGAGGUUCCCUUGCAGCCGGAUGGCAUGGACCUGGAUGCCUUAGAGAAGGUUCUCAACGGGGAGCACAAGGGCAAGAUCAAGCUUGUGUACACGGUGUGCGUGCAUCACAAUCCGACCGGGAUCACGAUGUGCAACGCAAAGCGUGAGAGAUUGGUGAAGAUGGCCAAGCAGUACGACUUCAAGAUCAUCGCGGACGAAGCGUACCAGCUCCUGAACUUCGCGCCCAGCUCGGCGCUCGAUGUUCUACCACGACGACCCCGCCAACCCCCGCGUCCUCGCGAUCGGCACCUUCUCGAAGCUCAUCGGGCCCGGCGUCAAGGUCGGUUGGGUGCAGGCGCACCCACAGAUUCUGAAGCCGCUGAUCAGCAUUGGUUUCAUCGACUCCGGCAACAAUCCUGCCAUCAUGUCGUCUGGUCUGCUCAACGAGUUCAUCGCCUCUGGAGACCCCUGGCCAAGCACAUCGAGACCGUCUCCAAGAAGUUGGGCGCGAAGAAGGACCUCCUGGUCUCCGAGCUGAAGAAGAUCGGCCUGGAGCCGAACGACCCCAAGGGCGGCUAUUUCGUCUGGGUGAAGAGCAAGGGGAAGAUGACUGGGCGGAGCGGCAAGGGUAUGAGCCUGAACCCGCCUGACGCUUACGCGGACUACAUGCGUCUGUGCUUUGCGUGGCUCAGCGAGGAGCAGAUCCGCGAGGGCGUGGAGUUCCUGAAGCAGUAG
Molecule: messenger RNA, 1119 nt
Organism: Prorocentrum cordatum
Lineage: Eukaryota; Dinophyceae; Prorocentrales; Prorocentraceae
Source: the annotation of a GenBank genome assembly